This is a messenger RNA of Penicillium paradoxum, 4020 nucleotides long. Its product is annotated as putative plasma membrane phosphate transporter Pho87. The transcript has 7 exons. The record is from RefSeq and is a predicted model, not a curated record. Gene Ontology annotation, cellular component: membrane. The coding region runs from base 1 to 4020 and encodes 1339 amino acids. Gene Ontology annotation, biological process: phosphate ion transport; polyphosphate metabolic process; monoatomic anion transmembrane transport. NCBI's taxonomy places the organism in Eukaryota, Fungi, Ascomycota, Eurotiomycetes, Eurotiales, Aspergillaceae. Gene Ontology annotation, molecular function: phosphate transmembrane transporter activity.
AUGCCGCCAAGACUCAACCUCUUCACAGCCAACAAGGCCGUCUCGGUCCUGCGCCAAUCCGCCACUCCCGCACUGUCUUCCCCCGUCCGAUUCCGCGCCGUCCAGUCACUACCCAUUCGCCGAUGGAACUCAUCAAGCGAUGGCUCGAAGAAGAUCGAGCCCCAGCUCGAGGAGAAGAACUUCCCGACCUCCGAUCAGCUGGGUCAUGUCACCGAGGAGGCUAACGAGAUGUCCCGCAUCAUGGAGAAGGAAAAGCGUUGCGAUGGUAUCCCUUCCACCCCGGAGUUGGAUCAGGGCACACCCGUUGAGGAGAUCCUCAGCCGCGAUAAGGACGCCAUGAAACACAUGCCCAAGGUUAUGCGUGAUGAGCUCAAGAAGUCCAGUGGUUCGCGCUCGUUCUCGACCUCCGCUCGGGGCCACAUGGCCGAUGUGCAGGGUGCCGAGCCUACCAAUGAGGCUAAUAUCAUUCCUGAGGUGCCCAGCCUGGAGGGCGCCAGUGAUGAGGCCGCUGCUGCUCUUGCUAGCAUGAUUGAGCAAGCACAGGGCCAGGCUCUUGAGGAGAACCCCGGCCUGAAGUUCGAUGCGCCUGCCGUCCCGCAGGAUAUGAAGACUUUGAACUUCCGCAAGCGCUACGAUACCCUACAGGAUCAGUUCACUAAGAUGAUGAUGGAGAGUGGAAAGUUGACCAAGGCGCAGAAGGUACAACAUGUCCAUCAUUCUGGACCACCUCCGCACCUCCGCACCCCCCAGAUCAACCCUCGCCGCCGUCUCCUUGGCGCCCCCUUCGCUUCCCAGCUGCCCCUCGACCCCGUCCUCUACCUCACCCUGAUCGUUGACUCCGUGGCUCCUCUUUUCCGAAUUCGUCAACAGAAGGGUAUCGCUGGUGGUGGUACUGCCGUGCAGAUCCCCCACCCUCUGACCCUGCGCCAGCGCCGCCGCGCUGCGAUCAAGUGGAUCCUUGAUGCCUCUGAGAAGCGACGCGAUGCGCUCUUCGCACACCGUGUUGCGGCCGAGGUGGUUGCCGUUGCCGAGGGUCGUAGCGGUGUCUGGGAAAAGCGGGACCAGCAGCACAAGAUCGGUAUUUCUGGCCGUGCCAACUUGGGUACCACCAUCCGCCGGCCGACCACUCUCCGGCCCCCUCCCUUGACGGUGGCUCCCACCUCGCGUCCCGAUUCCAUUGAACUUGUCGAAUACCACCCUACCUCUCAAACAGCUUCCGCAAGCGCAUCUGGCUCCGCUGCUCGCUCAGACCAAGUCCAAGGUAGUGCUAGGCGGGUAGACUCUACCGCCCCCUCACAACCGCUUGCGAAUUUUGGGUACUGUGUCGACGAAGCGCACGAGAAGAGAUCAGAGGACGACCAGUCUCGCCCUCGGGGCUCUCCUCUUAGAUUCUGGGCUGAGGCUCUUCAACGCCGUGCUCAUAUCGCCUCGCAAGGCAAGACAGAUUCUGGAAAAGAGCCCAAGAUGAAGUUCUCUCAUAGUGUGCAGUUUAAUGCUGUGCCCGAUUGGAGCGCGAAUUACAUUGCGUACAGCAAUUUGAAGAAAUUGAUCUAUACGCUUGAGAAACAGGUCAAUCGCAAUGAGGGCCAACCGACCACUGACGUUGAGUCGGCGCCGCUGUUGGGUGCUCAAACGAGUAAUCCCGAUGGUGUCUUUAAACGGGCUCUUGAUGCGGAGAUGGAUAAGAUCUGUUCCUUCUAUCAGACGAAAGAGGCGGAAAUCUUUAAACUCGCCGAUGAGCUCAUGAAAGACGCCGAUGUCUAUCUUUCCGAGACAGAUGGUGUCAAUAUGGACCCGGUCGCCGAGACCAUCAUCAAGGCAACCUCCCGCCGUGGAAAUGGUAAUGUCCCGGGCGCGCUUCGGCGGUCGAGUGCUGUUAGCAACGACUCGAUGGCGGAUGACGAAGAAGAACCUGGCUAUAGCGACGAUGACAGGUCCCCAUCAAUGGUUCCGCGGCGUCGGAGAUUGCUGCAGUCGACCGAUGGCGAGUCUGCCAUCGAUGACCAGCACACUGAUUUGGAAGACUCUUCCUACUUUGGACGGUUGAACUCCCGAGAACCGCACGAGUCUUACUUGAACGACGAGGAUUUCCUUGCCCUGUAUAAUACCGGCAUAUCACUGAAGAAGCGCCUGAUUGAAGGCUACGUCACGCUCUGCGAACUUCGAUCCUUCAUCGAGCUGAACAAGACUGGCUUUGCCAAGGCCUUGAAGAAAUAUGACAAGACUUUGGACCGUAGUAUGCGCCGAGACUAUCUGGCUUCUGUUGUCCACCCCGCAAGGCCUUUCGUCGAAAGCACCAUGGCGGCUGUUGAUAGACAUAUCGAGAAUGUGGAGGGUGUGUACGCGGGCAUCAUUACAAAGGGUAAUAGGCAGCUUGCCCGACGCGAGCUGCGUUUGCAUCUGCGUGAACAUGUUGUUUGGGAGCGAAACACUGUGUGGCGCGAGAUGAUCGAGAUCGAGCGCCGUGCGCAGGCCGCGAACGUUGGUAUUCGCCGAACUCUGCUGGGCGGCGAUGAGGAUCCGGCCACUGCCCGGCGCCAGGGUGAUAAGAGCGAGAUUCCCACCCAGGAGGUAUCGACGCCGUUUGGUAGGUUCAAGUUCCCAAUGUGGUUCUGCAGCUUGAGCUUUGGCACGCUGGUCUUUAGUAUCGCCGUCUUCGGUGCAAUGCUUUCCAUAAAAGUGAUGGAAACUCCCGAGGAACAGAACUGCUUGGCUAUGUUGGUCCUUGUCAGUAUUCUGUGGGCCACUGAGGCUAUUCCGCUGUUUGUGACUUCGCUCCUUAUUCCGUUCCUAGUUGUCACCCUAGGCAUCAUGCGGUCACCAGAGGAGCCUUACCACCGAAUGGGACCUAAAGAAUCGGUCGGGAUGGUGUUCUCAGCAAUGUGGACGCCUGUGAUCAUGCUUCUCCUCGGUGGCUUCACUAUCGCAGCGGCGCUGUCCAAGUACGAUAUCGCACGGCGCAUGGCUAUGUUCGUGCUAAGCAAAGCUGGAUCGAAGCCAUCCGUGGUGCUGCUGACCAACAUGUUUGUGAGCAUGUUCCUGAGUAUGUGGAUCAGUAAUGUUGCGUCGCCCGUGCUCUGCUACUCGAUCAUUCAGCCUCUGCUGCGCAACAUGCCUCCUGAGUCCGAUUUUGCCAAGGCACUCGUGCUGGGUAUCGCACUGGCGGCCAAUGUCGGGGGUGCGGCGUCUCCAAUUGCCUCCCCUCAGAACAUCAUUGCCCUCCAGAACAUGGACCCGAACGUCAGUUGGGGAACAUGGUUUUUCAUUGCGCUACCCGUCUGCAUCAUCUCCAUUCUCCUCAUCUGGGUCCUCUUGCUGGUGACAUUCCGCCCUGGCCGCAACGCAACCGUGAUUCCCAUCCGCCCAGUCAAGGACCAAUGGACCAGCAUGCAAUAUUUCAUCAGCUUCGUGACUCUCCUCACCAUCGUCCUCUGGUGCACCAGUCACCAGCUCGAGCACAUCUUCGGCGACAUGGGAGUUAUCGCCAUCAUCCCUCUCGUCCUCUUCUUCGGCACCGGUAUCCUCAACAAAGAGGAUUUCAACAAUUUCCUAUGGACGAUCAUCAUCCUCGCUGCGGGCGGCCUGUGUCUCGGCAAAGCUGUCACCUCAUCGGGCCUACUGCACACAAUUGCCUCGGGAAUCACCGAGCGCGUCGAGAAUCUCAGUCUGUACAGCGUGCUCUUGGUAUUCUCCGCUCUCAUCCUUGUCAUGGCGACGUUCAUCUCUCACACCGUCGCUGCUCUUAUCAUCCUGCCGCUCGUCCGUCAAAUCGGCGUCAACAUGGAGGACCCUCACCCCAACCUGUUGGUCAUGGCCAGCGCCCUGAUGUGCUCUGUUGCCAUGGCUUUGCCCACCAGUGGAUUCCCUAACAUGACUGCUAUCAUGACCGAGGUACCCCAGACAGGCCAGCGAUACCUCCAAGUCCGCCAUUUCCUCACUCGCGGCAUCCCAUCCAGUCUGAUGGCCUUUGUUGUCAUCGUCACACUCGGAUAUGGACUGAUGUACGUCGCGGGAUUGUAA